CAUGCGACUGUACUGUAUGAACAAAAAAAACAAAAGAAAAAGAAAGCUUAACACGCAUCUAUGAUAAGACUAUUCUAGAAAAGGGAAAGUCAAGCCCUAGCUCUAAGAGGACUCAACAAAAACAAACACCUCUCUUUCUCUGAAUCGCCGAUCUCUCCUCUCUCUCUCUGUUUAGAAGAUUUGCCAACCUUGAGCUCUAGUGGAGGCUAAUUUUAUUUCAGUUUGAGCUUUGAAAGGGAGGUGUUUCUUUGUUUGCACAUAAGAUGUACUUCCGGUCAUCAUCAUACCAAAAUGCAGGUAUUGAGCUUGUUUUUAUAUAUAAAUGGACUGCAAGAGAUUCAUACAGUUGGUUGAGGAGAAGAAGAAGAGAGCUCUAGAGAAGAAGGAAGCCCCUUUGAAAUGGGAGCAGAAGUUAGAAGCUGCUGCAAAAGCAAAGGCUGAUGCUGAAGCCAAAGAGAGGAAGCAGAAGGCUUCAAAGCAUAAAAGAUGUGCAUCAAAGUCUGACACUGACAGUGAUAGUGAUAGUGAUGAUGUCCGAAAGUCUAAGAAGAGAAGUCACAAGAAGCACAGAAGGCAUAUAAGUUCUGAUUCUGGUGAGAAUGAGAGGAGGAGAGAAAAGAAUUCUAAGCGAAAGCCAAAGAGAAGGUGCUCCAGCUCAAGUGAUGAGGGCACUGAUAGUUCUGAAAGCGAAUUUGAAGAAGAAAGGAGGAGGAAGAAGAGAAACCAUGGAAGACAUAGGCAUCACAAUUCAAGAUCAGAUUCCAGUGCUUCUGAUAUGUCGAGCGAUGAUGACAGCCAAAUGAUGAAAAGGAGAAGCCACACAAGGCGCCACCGUCAUUCUCAAUCUAGUGCUUCAGAUUCUUCCAGUGAUGAGGACAAUGGUAUAAGCAGGAGAAGAAAUCAUUCAAAACACCACAAACGUCACCGUAGAUCAGAGUCUAGAGAUUCAGAUUUCUCUAGCGAUGAGGAUAGGAGAGGCCAUUGGAAGCAUCAUAAACGUCAUCAGCGAUCACAUAGUAUAGACUCAAGGUCAUCUGAUUCUGAUGGUCUCGGGUGUGACCAAAGGAAGCUAUCUACAAAGUCAUUUGAUCACAGUAGUGAAGAAACAGGUAAAAGAUCAAAGCACAAGAGAUCAGCUCAUCAUCACGACCAACACAGACGCCAUCAUUCCGGUGAGGAGAAUCAUUCAUCUCAGCAUCCUGAAGAAGGCAAUGGAAAAUCAUGCCCAGAAAACUGACAAAAUAAUGAACAAGAUAAAUAACAUGGAAACUUAUCAUGGUCAGAAUGAGUAUUCAAUAUUUUGCAUUAUUUCUGUGUUGGUUCUUUCAAGAUUGGUUAGUAGAUUUUCUGUGGAUGGAUGAGAGUUGUAACAAACUUUGUGGUGUUGAACUUGCGUUCUAUGUUAGACUGAAUCAUUUAAAAUUUUCUAGAAAGUUGUAUUAUUAUUCGGCGCCCAAAAAAGAGUUCAUGGCUUGUUAUUUCCUCUA
This is a messenger RNA of Ricinus communis (castor bean), 1487 nucleotides long. Its product is annotated as sarcoplasmic reticulum histidine-rich calcium-binding protein. The coding region runs from base 323 to 1237 and encodes 304 amino acids. Lineage: Eukaryota; Viridiplantae; Streptophyta; Magnoliopsida; Malpighiales; Euphorbiaceae. The record is from RefSeq and is a predicted model, not a curated record. The transcript is spliced from 3 exons.